Messenger RNA from Argiope bruennichi, 6306 nucleotides. Its product is annotated as partitioning defective 3 homolog. Gene Ontology annotation, molecular function: phosphatidylinositol binding; protein binding. The record is from RefSeq and is a predicted model, not a curated record. Gene Ontology annotation, biological process: establishment of cell polarity; intracellular protein localization; cell adhesion. Gene Ontology annotation, cellular component: cell cortex; adherens junction; apical plasma membrane. Bases 602 to 4432 code for a protein of 1276 amino acids. The transcript is spliced from 20 exons. Lineage: Eukaryota; Metazoa; Arthropoda; Arachnida; Araneae; Araneidae.
ACAAAUGUGACAAGCUGCGAAAACGCUUAAAUGUUUCUAUUGAAAAUUUAAUUUGUGUCUUAUUGUAAAGUUCUAUAACUAUUUCUAUGCAAUUUCAUGAAUAAUCCUUUUUAUAGUACAAGUUUUUAUGAAAAUGUACAGAACACUAUUUAUCGUAAUUGUUCUCCUGAAGUAAUAGAAGAAACAUGCUUUCCAUCAAAUUAUUUCAUUCCACGAAAUAUUGAGGUUUGAAAUAAUUAUGUGAAAAAUGAUUGGAAUCACUUCUUGUCUACCUGAUUCAUAUGCGGUUUCAGUUGUAAAAUAAUGCUGUGAUAGUCACAGUAAAUAUGAAAUUCAUGUGCCUGUUAGUUGUAACUGUCAGCAAUGACCGAUAUCGGUUGUAAGUGUUGUGGUUUUGUUAUAUUAACGUCCAAAAUUUACAUUCCGUCCACAAUAAUAGUUCGAACUUGAUUUAUAUAAAUAUAGAACUGUAUAGUAUUUUUUUAUUACAUGAAUUAUUUGCUCAAAGGAGAAACUCGGGAAUCAAAUGUGUGUUAUACAUUCCAGUCUGUGUUGAUUGUGUAUAGAAAAAGCUAUAGACAUUCCAAAAGAUAGAAACAAAAUGAAAGUGACAGUUUAUUUCGGAAACGUGCGUGUCAUCGUUCCCUGCGGCAAGGGUGAUAUACUUGUACGUGAUUUAAUGGACUUGGCAAUCACACGUUACAAAAAGGCAACUGGAAAGUCUCAAUCUUCAGUAGUUACUAUUCACAAUCUUAAGAGCUCAAGAGAUGAUGGCAUUUUAUAUCCAGAUGAUAAACUCAGUGAUGUGGCCGAUGACCGUGAGCAGAUCAUUGCUGUGUUUGAGGAAGGUUACUCGCCUUUGCCUCCCUAUUCCUGUGGAGAUGUCACUAGCACUAGUUCUGUGUACACAGGCAGUCCUGACCUAUUUAGUGUGGAAGUGGGAUCCCAUGGGAGUAAUACAGAAACAGAAGAUAAUCCACCUCUUGGGGUGACACCUCUUCAAGUGCGAAGAGGGAGUGAACCUGCCCUUAAUAAUCUCUUCCCUGAAUCUUCUUCCACUGAUCCCAGCAAGAGGUGGUCUACAGCAGUUGUUAUCAAUACUACUGAUGCUUCUCAGGAACAGAACAGUGUACAUGAAAAUGGCGUGGAGGACCGGGUGUCACCAGUUGAAAGUUUAGAUAUCAAUGGUGACUCAAAACUGUCGUCCUUAACAACAUUCUCUCGGGGCUCAGGUCGAUUGUCAAUUCUAGGAAACUCGGCUGAAACUUAUCGAUGGGUGGAAGCGGCAGAUAGGCAGCUCAUGAAAGAUUUCAAUGAAAAUUUCCACAUAAAAUGUACUUCAUUAGAUGCUGGAAGUGAUACCUCUAGCAUGAGUGAUGAAAGAGAAAAAACAAUUAUUCUAAAAAAUGAAAGUGGACCUCUUGGAAUUCAUGUUGUACCAGAUUAUGAUCUUAAAGGGAGAGAUACUGGUCUGGUGAUUCAAGGUAUUGAGGCAGGUGGUCGAAUUGACCGUGACGGACGCUUUCAUGUUGGGGACCGAAUAACAGAAAUCAAUGGUCAAAGUUUGCAGAAUGUGAGUUUUCAAACUGCUCAAGAUAUUUUCAAAAAUGCACUCAAAUCACACCAGAUAAGGCUGGAGUUAGUUAGGGGACAAGGGCAUCUUCAGUCAAAAACAGCUGCUGUCCCUAAAAAACCACCACCGCCGGUUUAUCCAAAACCCAGUAUUGGGGAAACUGUUAAGAAACCAGAUGAAGAAGGAGCUGCAUUAGUUGAAGGAGAAGAAAGAGCAGGCGGAGUGAGUACAAAAGUUGCAACGGUCACCCCAACCAAGAAAGUGCCUGCUUCGGCCAUGCGUAGACUUGCCUCUGCAAAUACGAGGAAAAUCGGCAAGAUGUUAACAAUUGAGUUGACAAAAGGUUCAUCAGGUUUGGGUUUUAGCAUAACCACCAGAGACAAUCCUGCUGGUGGAAACUCUCCUAUUUAUAUAAAAAAUGUGCUUCCAAAAGGAGCUGCUAUUGAAGAUGGAAGGCUACAACCUGGAGACAGAUUGUUGGAGGUGAAUGGUACCCCUAUGACUGGAAAAAGUCAGACAGAAGCUGUUUCUAUCUUGCGUAAUAUUCCUCUUGGUAAAACUGUCCAGUUAGUGGUUUCCAGACAGGAAGUAGAAGAGACAGAAACUGCUGAAACAGAUAGUGAAGUGGUUACAAACAAAGUAGAAGACGAGGCAGGAAUUUUCCCUUGGAAAUACCGAGAAAUCCUUACCUUCCAAAUUCCUUUAACAGACUCUCAUUCUGCUGGCUUAGGUGUGAGUGUUAAAGGGAAAAGCACAACUACUGCCAAUGGCUCAGUUGAUCUGGGAAUAUUUAUUAAAUCUGUUAUACCUGGUGGAGCUGCCUCCAAAGAUGGAAGACUGCAAACCAAUGAUCAAUUAGUGAAUAUAAAUGGCAUUUCAUUACUAGGCAUGAGCAACAGCAGUGCAAUGGAAACUCUGCGAAAUGCUAUGACCCAAACAGAUGGACCCAUUCGAAAUGCCAUUAUUCUCACAAUAGCUCGACGUAUUAAUGUACCGAAUGAAAAUGGUACCGAUGGUGCAAAUCCUCCGAUAAAACUUGAGCCCACCUCUGGUGUGAAAAAUAGUGGCAAUAUCUCUGAUGACUCAUUAGAUAGAAACAGUUUGAAACAGAAUGGCUUACCUAGAUUGACUCAGUUGACUGAUUUGGAUGAUAUACAGAAAAACACGCCAGGAUUGCCUGGCUGUAAUCCAGUUAUUGAAAGACUUACUGGUUUGUCUUCUUCAGAAAAAAGUGCAGGUGAUAUUUAUGGAUAUUCUCGACAUGGAACAAAUGGGACCGAUGAUAAGAAAUUAUUAUAUUCCGGCCCUAUUAGCUCCAGUCAAGGAGAGACUGUUUUGAUUGAAGGUGAAUAUGAUCCUGGUAUGAAGAAAAAUAGUAUAGAUUCACAACAAAUGAAUGGCAGUGUCACUGAAAACCUGAAUGUUGUACCUGCUGAUAGCCAAUUAUCCCUUGAUGAAAGUAAUCCUGGUUUUGCCAGGGAUGGGUUUGGUCGCCAAAGCAUGUCUGAAAAAAGGCAUGCUCAACUUGAUGCUCGCAAUACUGGUACAUAUCAAAGGAACAAAAAAGCAAGGGAAGAGAGACAACAGCAAAGUUUUGAGUCCGAUGACGCAAUAGAGGACGAUAAAAGGACAAGUCCUGUGGCUGGUGUCAUUUCAGCUCCUAACAGGAAUGAAGUUGUAGGACCUUCCUUAGGCCUUCGAAAAUCUAGUAGUUUGGAGAGCCUCCAAACUAUGCUGCAAGAACUUAAUAAAGAUGAUGAAGCUCUCAAGAGAGCAUUACAGUCUGGAAGCUCACGAAGUGCUCGAGGUAGAGGUUGCAACGAAAGUUUCCGAGCAGCUGUGGACAGAUCCUACGAUGCACCUGCAACUGCAGUAACCAUGGAAACUUUGGACGAAGAAAGUGAGAGUGGCAGCCACAUCUUGACACGCAGUGUAGAGGACCCAUUCCAUGAUGAUCUCCUCAGCAUGUACUGUAGAAAUAGUAAAUCCUCCAAAAAGAAGAGCUUACUUAAGGGUCUUGGCUCUGUUUUCAAAUUUGGAAAAAACAGAAAACAAUCCCAAGACUUAAAAGGCAAAGAUGAUGAUUCUGCUCAAGAUUCUGAUUUUUCCCAACCUCACUCAAGUACCUCUCCAAAAGAACAAGACAAAUUAUCUGAUUCUAGCCGGGAAGGUGGCAGGCGUCAGCUUCCACAAAUUCCGAGGGAGCAUUCGCCUUUGUCAAGUGUGGACUCUGUCCCUAAUCGUCAGGAACGUAUGCAGAGUUUACGUGAGCAGUACCAACGCAUGCAUCAACGACGACAGGGCCAGUAUCCACUGGAACAGAAGGAAGAGUAUUAUGAGAAUGAGCUUAAAGAAAAAGAAGGCAACUAUGCUAUGCCAUUUGAAGUAAUUCAUGGAAGAUCUCAAAGUCUUGAUAUUCAUAAAGAAGCUCCUCAUGGCUCAUCCAAAGUCCAUCCUGUUGGAGACCCAAAUCGAUAUAGCCAUUAUAUGAAUUACAAAGAAAUCCAGCAACAUAUUAAUCAACGCUCACAUCAUGGACCACCUGUUAAAAAUCCUUCCAAACCAGAUCCAAAGCCUCUUCCAAGUGUUCUUCCUGAUAUUCCACCUCCUGGAACUUUCUUUGAUCAUACAGGACACCAUCUUAUGAAAAAACAUACAACAAGCCAAAGCUCUGAUGUUAGUUCCAAUUCUUUGCCUCGUGGAACACAUACAACAGAGCAUGGGUUAGGACAUUCUCAAGGCAAACCAUAUUUUGUGCAUGAAACCCAUGAUCAUGGGAACUAUGGUCGAAUGAAUGUGCAUCAUUUUUAUCCAAACAAUAAGUUAUAUUCCCACAUAGUGCCUGGAUCCAAAGUUUGAUAUCUCCACCCAAAAAAAAUAGCCAAGUGUUUUUAAAAACUGGGUCCAGGAAACAAAAGCUGUAAUACUUAACCAUUUUUAUGAGUAAUAGAUUAUGCUUUCAAAACUUUUUUUGGUUCCUAUUAAUUAUAUAAACUUGAAAAGAUUUCUUUGCAUUAGUAAUUUUUAAAUCAUGAAUAAAAUGAAGGCUGAUUUUUUGCUAGUGAAUACUGCUUGUAUAUUUUUAAAAAAUAUUAAUUAAAUUAUUAUUAAGACAAAAUUAUAUCAGCAUGUGCAGCAAUUGACAUUUAAAUUAUUUAAAGUCUUUAGAACUAUUUAAAAAUAAAAAAAUGACAAUUAAUAUAGAAUAUUUUUUAUUUUUAUAAAAUUUUAUAUGAAAUUAUGUUUUGAAAGUUUAUUCAAACUUAAUGGGAGCUAUUGCAGCUUUUUCUUGAUUAAUCUAUUCAUCAUGAUCACCUGUUACCUUCUCUUUGCAGUGGAAAUGUAACAAAAAAACUACUGUGGGAGUGUUUGUGUGAAUGUUCAUACUUAAAUUCUUAUAGGUGUUCAAGUGCUUUUGAAUAUUCUAACAUUUUUGAGUCUACCCGUCCAUAUUUCAAGGCAGUUAUUUCAUCGUUAAGAAAAUUGUUGUAGUUUUUAUGUGGGUGCAUAUAUUUGAGAUUUUAUUUUUCAAAGCAGCUACCUUCUUCUUCUUAGGGCAAUUAAAAGUGAGCUUUCCUAAAAAGAAAAAAAAAAAAGUAUUGUGAAAAUGAUAUGUAUCCUAAACAUGAAAAAUACUGAUGUUUUUUGUCGUGUUUUACAUGUUUUUUACUUACUGCAAGUAAGUAAAAAGUGUGAUGAUCCGUGGGUUUGUUAGUGAUAAACAGUUGUUUUCAAGUUAAUUUUUAUUAAGAAUAUUUCCAAAUAUUUAUUUAAAUUGAAAGUUUUGUAUAUGUAGAUGCAAAGUUGUGUUCUUUGUUCUUGUCUGAUAUAAAUUUUUAUUUAGUUUCCAGAUUUAUUCCUGAAUUGCAAGUGUUUUGUUUUAUUCCUGCUCAUUUUAAAAAGGUUUUAAUUCUAAAUAUGAAAAUAUUAUGAAUUUUAAAAAGUGUCUUGAUGCAGUAUAUAUUGAGAUGCUUUUAUGAUUUUACAUUUUAUUAAGAUUAGUCAGUAUUCUAAGAUCCAGUAAAUUGUUUACUGAUUACCAAUUUUUAUUCAUUGAUAGAUACUUACAACUGUAACCAUAAGUUAAACAAAAAUAUUUUUAAAAAAUAGUAUGUUCCAUUUUAAAUUAUUUUUGUUGUAUAUGACUGCAACGAUUUUACUAUAAACAAACAGUCAAAAUUAAAUUAGAUUUUAAUCUGGAGUCAAUUUUUAAAAGAUGAUGAAUUGAAAGAAAGAAAUACCAUAUUUCUUAUAACUACUAUCCUUUUUUAUUAAGUACAGUAGUUUGCUUUGAUUCUACAUCUUAAAUAAUUUUAACAUAAAUAUAUAGCAUCAUUGUUUGGUGUCUUUUAAGUUUCUGUUUAAACUUUUGUGUGCGUGUGUGUGUGGACCUAACAUUCCAAAAUAUGUAUAAUAUUUUUGUAAUGAAAUUAUUCCUUCUGCUAAAGCUAAUAUAGAAUAAAAAUAUAUCAUUUAUUGUUUGAAGCCUGUUUUAAUAAUUUCUUAUCUUAUUAGUUGCAAAAUUAAUUGUGAAUUAUUUGGAAUUCUUCUUUGUCUCAUUCUUAUGGAGAUUUUUAGUGAUUCUUUUCGUAUUUCUUUGUAAUUUAUAAACUUUUGUCUAUUUAUUCCAUCCCCCAAUUUAUUUUAUCUUUAUUUAUGAGGCAUUUAAUAUAAAUUUCAGAAAUUAAAUGCAUUUUUUUUUAUUUCCUAGAUAACAUUCUUUAAAUUAAAAA